UCACCGAAAGGAAGUUUCAGUUUGCGUGUGUGCGAGAGUCGGGGUGUCCGGAGCCGGGGGUGACCCUUUGGGAAGCCUGUGCUCUGCCGCAGGGGCACCGAUGGGGGUGAGGAGCACACAGGCGAACGGCAGCUAAAAGCCCCGGGUGUAUGGCAGUAUCGGUGAGAAACGGGGCAUGGCGGGUCCUGGAACCGAGCGGCCAGGAGGAGCCGGUCCCCCGGAGGAGGAGAGAAUCUCCUAUCUUCAGCUGCUCCAGAGGAACCGAGUGAAGCUCAUUGAUGAACUUGGAGACAAAAUCGACUCAAUUCUGGAUCAUGCCUUGCAAAUUCAAUUAAUUUCAAAGGAUGCUUAUGAAGAUGUGAAGUAUAUCCCAGGACCCAGGAAGAAAGUUAGAACUUUGCUGGAUAUUGUUGACUGUCUUGGGGAAAUGGUGGCUGAACAAUUCAUUUUACUCAUUAACAAAAGCAAAGAUAUGUCUGAUAAAGAACCUGGGUCCAGGGAACACUUGUCUGUGAUAAAGAAACAUAAACAAGUUCUUAGCCGGAGAAAUGAGGUGAUGAUGUAUUAUAACACGAGACCUGGAGAGAAAAUUCACCUUUCAGAACAGUUCACCAACUUGCUGCUUGUAGAAGGGCAUCUCAACCUCGAAUUUAAAAGGCAUGAGCUACUGUCCUUUGGGCAGCAUCGAAUUCAUUUACAGGAGAGGAGCAGCCAGCAAAUGGAGAUCAAACCAGGCCAGUUAUUUAUGCAAAUCAAUGAUAAACAAGCUCCCAAGAGAACACUAGUCUCUGGUGUGGCGGGAAUAGGGAAAACUGUCCUCUUGCAGAAGAUUGUUUUUGACUGGGCGAAUAAUCAGUGUUUUGAUAACUUUGAAUUUCUCCUACACUUCACGUUUAGGGAUCUUAAUUUGAUUAAUAAACCAAUGAGUCUCAGGAAUCUGGUUUUGAAGAAGAAUGGUCAUUUGUGGAAAGUGCUAGAUUCUGUUUUUGAGGUCCCAGAGAAGCUGCUGAUAAUUUUGGAUGGAUUUGAUGAAUUUAAGUUUUGUGGUUGUUUAGGUGGAGAUUGCUACAUCACUGACCCUGAUGAGGAGGGGAAUUUGGUGGAUGUCAUCUACAGCCUCCUGCAAGGGGAGCUUCUCACUGGGGCCUCGGUCCUGCUGACCAGCCGGCCCACAGCCAUUAGCUACAUUCCAGUGGAAACCAUUGACCGCUUUGUAAUCAUCACUGGGUUUUCUGAAAAGGAAAUCAGAUACUACUUCCUGAAAUAUUACCAAGAUGAAGAAGUUGGUGGUCAAAUGUUUCAGCUUGUGAAAGAAAGUGAAUUCCUCUUUACACUGUGUUUUAUACCUGCCUUUUGUUAUAUAGUCUGCAGUGUUUUGAGAGUGAAAGAAAGGGAGAAUCAUAAACAGCCAAAAACAAUGACAGACAUUUAUAGCCACUACCUCUGUGCGCUGCUACAGCACCACUCCCGAGUUCAGCCCUCUGGAGGAGGCGACCUCACACAAACUCUCCGAAACCUGGGCAGAUUGGCAUAUGCCAAACUGCUGCAGCACGACACCCUGUUCUACCAACAUGAUUUGGAGGCUCAUCUUGUUGAAUUAAAUACCUUUGUAGAUAGUUUUCUGGAUAAGACCUCUGUCCAGGAACCAGACUGUGUAGAGAAUGUCUUUUCCUUCACACACUUCACCAUCCAGGAGUUUUUUGCAGCAUUGCAUUACAUAUUGGAACCUGAGCCUUUCCCAGAUUUGAUGAACGUGGACACGAUGAACAAAUACAAGAUGGCUACAGGUUUCUUGGAUAUAUUCCAACGAUUCUUAUCUGGUAUGUUAUCUGAGAGGAACCAGGCCUUACUCUCCAAGCACAUGAAAUUGGACAAAGUCACAAAAUCUGAGUCCUACUGUUACUGGCUGAUAGAAGAGAUCACAGAGCAUUGUGAAAACGGAUCAAGCAUUCUGAACCUUCUGCACUGUUUCUUUGAACAGCAAAAUGAUUCAUUAGCGCAGAGAAUAAAACCUAAAAAUCUCCGCAUCCACAUUGGGGACAAUGCACUUUGCCCAGUUGAUGUCAGUGUGCUGAAAUACUUCCUAAACAUGAGGAUUGGAGAUCUAGAAGAAUUAGAUCUCACAGCAACCAGUAUAAACACUGCAGCAUUGAAGAGCCUACAACCAUUUUUACACCAUUGUGAGAGAUUAUGGUGUGGAGAAAAUAAAUUGGAUUUUGAAGCGAUUAAAUUUCUGUGUGAGCUGCUGAAGUCUCCGGACUACAAACUGAAGCUGCUGGGUCUGGGCUGGACAGACAUUGGGAAUAAUGAGUUGAGAGAACUCUGUGAUGCACUAAAGGACAACAAAACACUACAGGAACUGUGGAUUGAAGGCUGCAAUGCUGAUUACCAUGGAAUUUAUGGAUUUACUGCAGUCUCUUCCACUAAUACUACAUUAAAGAAAGUGGUGUUAAUUGGACACUGCCUUCAAGAGGAAGAUUUGGUGAAACUGUCCCAAAAUCUGAAUCCUUCCAAUUCUAGUUUUCUCAUCACAGGGUUCAGUGAUGAUCAUGGCCAGUGGAUGGGUUGGUGUGACUGGAUUCUUCAGAGGUGCCAACUGUGUGACAAUGAGAAGCUUGUCUAUUUUCUCACUAAAAUCUUCACCAAAUUUCUCCAAAACAGCACCUUCACGUGGAUGCCACAGUGGUGCAAAGAACUACAGGAACUUUUACAAGACAGAAUUCGGAAAUGCACAUCGGAAGAAAUCCGAACUAAGCUGGAGAAGCUCAAAGAAACCAUUAGUCAAUACUGAGGAGAAAAAUAUUGUAAUUCUGCCAAUUAACAAAAAUUGGUCUUGGUACUCAAUUGAUAGCUCUGCAAAGGAUCAGAACAGACACAAUAAGCUGAAUGGCUAUUCAACAACACUUUCUCGUUGCAAAAUGCUUCACAUCACUGAGUAUUUUUAAUGUCCCCACUGUCAUUUUUACGCAUAUUUUGGGUAUUAUUGGAUUUAGUGAUGUGGGAUUUCCUUACAUUGGGUAUUAUUGGUUUUAGGAAUGUGGGAUUUCCUUAUAUUGAGUAUUAUUGGAUUUAGGGAUGUGGGAUUUCCUUAUAUUGGGUAUUAUUGGAUUUAGUGAUGUGGGAUUUCCUUACAUUGGGUAUUAUUGGAUUUAGGGAUGUGGGAUUUCCUUAUAUUGGGUAUUAUUGGAUUUAGGGAUGUGGGAUUUCCUUAUAUUGGGUAUUAUUGGAUUUAGGGAUGUGGGAUUUCCUUAUAAUGAGUAUUAUUGAAUUUGUGGAUGUGGGAUUUCCUUAUAUUGGGUAUUAUUGGAUUUAGUGAUGUGGGAUUUCCUUAUAUUGGGUUUUAUUGGGUUUAGGGAUGUGGGAUUUCCUUAUAUUGAGCAUUAUUGGAUUUAGGGAGGUGGGAUUUCCUUAUAUUGGGUAUUAUUGGAUUUAGGGAUGUGGGAUUUCCUUAAAUUGAGCAUUAUUGGAUUUAGGGAGGUGGGAUUUCCUUAUAUUGGGUAUUAUUGAAUUUGUGGAUGUGGGAUUUCCUUAUAUUGGGUAUUAUUGGAUUUAGUGAUGUGGGAUUUCCUUAUAUUGGGUUUUAUUGGGUUUAGGGAUGUGGGAUUUCCUUAUAUUGAGCAUUAUUGGAUUUAGGGAGGUGGGAUUUCCUUAUAUUGGGUAUUAUUGGAUUUAGGGAUGUGGGAUUUCCUUAUAUUGGGUAUUAUUGGAUUUAGGGAUGUGGGAUUUCCUUAUAAUGGGUAUUAUUGGAUUUAGUGAUGUGGGAUUUCCUUAUAUUGAGCAUUAUUGGAUUUAGAGAUGUGGGAUUUCCUUAUAUUGGGUUUUACUGGAUUUAGGGAUGUGGGAUUUCCUUAUACUGGGUAUUAUUGGAUUUAGGGAUGUGAGAUUUCCUUAUACUUUGUAUUAUUGGAUUUAGGGAUGUGGGAUUUCCUUAUAUUGGGUAUUAUUGGAUUUAUUGAUGUGGGAUUUCCUUGUAUUGGGUAUUAUUGGAUUUAGGGAUGUGGGAUUUCCUCAUGCUCCAAUAUAUAGCCACAGAUUAAGAUGCGGUUGUUGAGCUUAGAGACGUCCUUGUAAUGUGCAUCUCUGCAAAUAUAAGAUUGUGUGUGUAAACAUGGGUUCUAAUUUUAUCCUUCAGCACUGGACUAUUGGAUCUGUAAUGUGUGGCAGAUAAUUUUAGGUAUUAAUUAUUAGUGAAUGAGAUGUGACCAAUUAAUCAGUUUGUCAUGGCACAGAUUGGAUAAAGAAUGUUGGCUAGGAUAUCAGGAGAACACCUCUUGGAAUAGUUGACAUGAUAUUAUUUGCUUGCAACUGAAAAGGUCCCAGUCUAAGGGGUGUCCCGGUACGGUGGGGGGGCGCGUGCCGUUGCCGGGGUGUCUGGGUGUAGAGGGUGUCAGGGACAGUGCUCUCUGUACUGUGGUGAUAUACCAGCCAAGGUUACUCAAACCAUGGAAGGAGUUUUUUCAACCUACAGUGUCUUGCACAAGGGAUAGAAGGUCAAUAAAUGAGUUGAACUGAAUCUCGCGGGCUAGUGUCUGAGUGCAGCAUGUGGAAUUCAAUGCUGUGUGUUAAUGAAAUGUUAAACUCAAUAGUCUCUCCUGGGAGACAUAAGACCAUAUCCUAUGGUCCUGUCUUGAAGAAGAUUGAGCACAUGCUCCCUGGUGACCCUGGCCAAUGUUAUCUGUCAAUCAACAUUAUUAACUCCACACUGCUAUUUGCAGAAUCUUGCAGCUUGAAAAUUGGCUGCCACAUUUCCUACAUUACAGCAGUGAUGCUUCAAUGAAAGUAUUGAAUUGGCUUUAAACCCCACUUUGGAACGUCCUGAGGUUGUGAAUAUGUGCUUGCUUCCUUUCUGCUAUAAUACCUUUUCAUGCUGUUUGUGAACUGGAGGAUAGUCACCCCACCAUGGAGUGGGAACUCAGAAAAUAACCAUCUUUUAUUGAAACAUGUUCUUCUUCCCUUGUACCUUUCAACAAUUGUAAUUUACAAUUGUGAUAGCAAUUCAACAAAAUAUGGUUAUCAACAAUACCAUCAGUAAAUGUGUACAUAAAUACCUGUAUUUUGAGCACCUUGCACACAAUCAGGACAUUUCAAAAUGCUUCACAAUAAAGUAAUUUUUGCAAGUGAGGUCACUGUUGUAAUGUAGGAGACAAUUAGUGAAAUGUUCUUCCAACAGCAAUAGUAAUAAAUGAUCAGAUGAUUAUUUUUAACGAUGUACUUAAAGGAUAAAUAUUGGCCCAGGUCACUGAGGAGGAAAGCGCAGCACUUUCUUUGUAUUGACGCUCCGACAGUGCCCGCUCCCUCAGCCCUGACCCUCCGACAGUGCCCACUCCCUCAGCACUGACCCUCCGACAGUGCGGCGCUCCCUCAGCACUGACCCUCCGACAGUGCCCACUCCCUCAGCACUGACCCUCCGACAGUGUCCACUCCCUCAGCACUGACCCUCCGACAGUGCCCGCUCCCUCAGUACUGACCCCCCGACAAUGCGGCACUCCCUCAGCACUGACCCUCCGACAGUGCCCGCUCCUUCAGCACUGACCCUCCGACAGUGCCCACUCCCUCAGCACUGACGCUCCGACAGUGCCCACUCCCUCAGCACUGACCC
Molecule: messenger RNA, 5599 nt
Organism: Stegostoma tigrinum
Lineage: Eukaryota; Metazoa; Chordata; Chondrichthyes; Orectolobiformes; Stegostomatidae
Product: NACHT, LRR and PYD domains-containing protein 3-like
Exons: 7
Coding region: 176-2791 (871 amino acids)
Biological process (GO): regulation of apoptotic process
Cellular component (GO): cytoplasm
Source: RefSeq, a predicted model, not a curated record